ACCUUCGGGCAGCAUGUUGACAACCACCGGGAGCUCGACCCACAGACUGUUGACGGAAAUCCAGGAGCCCAUGGCGAACAGAGCCACCAGCCCGUGGGUCACCGCCGCGCUGCUCCACCAGCUACCGGACAUGGUGCCGCUAUCUCCGGCCAAGGAACAAGGACAACACCGACGUGGAUAUGUCACUCUUGAGCCAGUGUCAGGUUUUGUUUGAAUGAAGCUCAUGGUAAAGACUAACAAGCAACACAUGAUGGAUCCCCCUGAGGCAGAGGCUUCAACCAACACUGAAAGAAGAGAAGACACCGCACCGAGCACGUCAAAUGCUUCAGAUCAAGGAGAAGACGGACCAAAGCCAAAGAAGGCAUCUUUGAAGAGGAAGGCUGAUAAACCUACAAAUGCAAAAACCAAGAAGCACAAAAAGGCGCGAGUCUCCAGGCCUGUCCCGCUCGGCUACACCGUCCAUCAGGGGGAAGAUAUGCUUCUUGUCAUAUCGAGUUCCACUUCUCAGUACGACGGUUCAGCCUGGACUCCCCCAAAGAAGGGAAGCAAAAAGAAGAAGAAGCUAAUGAAAGGAAAAGUAAAAACUAAUCAGAUUAAGAAAAAAAAGACAGUGUGUGCCAAACCUAAAGUGAAUAGUAUUCCCGUUGCCAAAGAAGAAGAGGACAUCAAUUUGUUUUUGCCACAGAAAGCAGCAGACCACAGAUGGGGUCAAAGUCUUCCUGAAGAGGUGCUAAUCAGUAUUUUUCAGAUGGUGGUCGAUCAAGAUGGUGCUGUACCAUUUCUAUGCAGGGUGGGAAGAGUUUGUCGUCUGUGGAACGCAGCCGCCUCCAGUCCGGUGCUUUGGCGUAAAGUGACCAUAGGUCACUGCUGGAUUGCGGCAGGGAAAAGCCAACUGCCUAAAACUGAGAAGAGGGUUAAAGAGACGUUUCACUGGCUGGCACAAAACAGAUUCUCUCACCUACGAGACUUUUCUCUCUGUCACUGGACAAAGAAUGUCACCUAUGCAAUAGAGGUCCUGUCGCAGUUCUGCCCUCACCUCUGCUCCCUGAAGCUCUCAUACUGUACGGGCCUGACAGCCAAAGCCUUCCACAGCCUCGGUCUGCACAGCCGCUCUCUGCAGAGCAUCAAUCUCCAGUAUUCAGAGUUUCAGGUCGAGGGACUCCUGGAGUACCUUGAAAAUCACGGGAGCCAGAUCAAGCAGAUUUUGCUCACUCACGGAAUGAAGAAUGACAGACUUCUGAACGCCAUCAGCAGGGGACAUUGUCCUGAUUUGGAGGUACUGGAGGUCAAUACAAAGCUUGACAGUAAAUAUUGUGAACUUCCUGUUUGCAUCCAGGCGCUACAGAUGGCGUGCCCUAAACUCAAGACCUUCAGGAUGCUGAAUGUCAGACCUCUGCUUAAGAUGAUGCGAAACGCCGAUUCAACAGCAGGCUUUCCGUUACUGGAGGAGCUGUGUAUCGCAACCACCUCUUUUUCCUACAUGACAGACAAAGAUCUGUGGGACAUCCUCUUUGGCUCCACCAAGCUGCGCGUGCUGGACCUGCGAGGCUGCUCCCGAAUCACACCAUCCGGUCUUGCAACACUACCCUGUCUUGAGCUUGAGUGUCUGUUCUGGGGACAGUAUUUCAGCAGCAAUGUUGGGUUGCCGUCAUCUAAGAAGGGGCUUCACUUGGUGACCCAGAAAUGGAGUCGAACACUGCAACAGCUCGACAUUGCAAAUCAGCUCUUCACCGAGGAGGACUUGGAGAUGGCGAUGGGUCACCUUGCUCAUGGCACAGACGUAGAUACCCUACGUUCACUCAACCUGAGUGGGACCAGGAUCACACCACCCGCCCUCAGGCCAGUCAUUGGCCAAAUGACUGCUCUUAACUACCUCAACCUUUCAUCCUGCCGUUAUCUUCGAAGAGGAUUGAAGAGAAUUUACCGUGGCCAAGAGGACAUUCGCCAGCUGCUGGAUGAAUUGUUCUAGAAAUUGGAAACCAAAUUUACAAGGCAUAAGUCAGUCUUACAGCAUACCUCUUUGUGGUUCAUGCUGUGUAAAUAUGUGGAUAUUCUAACCACAGGUGUUUUUGUAAAUGUUUUAUAUCUAUACUGUUCACAAAAAAGGGCACUUCAUGCAAAGGCCCCUACAUACUGUGCUAGAGAACAGAAACCAAGGGUUGGGAUCACGUUUGAAAACCCUUUGCUGCUGUAUUAAAGG
Molecule: messenger RNA, 2200 nt
Organism: Plectropomus leopardus (leopard coralgrouper)
Lineage: Eukaryota; Metazoa; Chordata; Actinopteri; Perciformes; Serranidae
Gene: fbxl6
Product: F-box and leucine-rich repeat protein 6
Cellular component (GO): cytosol; nucleus; SCF ubiquitin ligase complex
Molecular function (GO): protein binding
Source: RefSeq, a predicted model, not a curated record